Messenger RNA from Ictalurus furcatus (blue catfish), 4080 nucleotides. RefSeq names its product sarcoglycan, delta (dystrophin-associated glycoprotein) (gene sgcd). Gene Ontology annotation, biological process: heart contraction; cardiac muscle tissue development. Gene Ontology annotation, cellular component: sarcoglycan complex; sarcolemma. NCBI's taxonomy places the organism in Eukaryota, Metazoa, Chordata, Actinopteri, Siluriformes, Ictaluridae. The record is from RefSeq and is a predicted model, not a curated record. The transcript has 8 exons. The coding region runs from base 683 to 1735 and encodes 350 amino acids.
GAUCAAGUUCUGACUAAUAUCUGUGACUAUAGUGCAAAUGUCAUCCUCUAAAAUAUACUGUUUUAAAUUGUCCGGUGGCGAUAUCCUCGCUGAAAACAACUCAGUCCUCUGCAUGAAUGUGCGAAUUGAGUGAGAAGGACAAAUUGGCCAUAGACGCUUUAUUUUUUUUCUUCCUGGGUAAAUUUAGCAUUUUAAAGUUCUCUUGUGGUAACAGGAGACAGGGGAAAACAUGUUUUUUAAUGAUCAGAUGUUCUUUCGACUUUUCUUCUUUUUUUUUUUUUCCCACUUCUUUCACUUUUUAGCAUGGUGUAAAAAAAAAAGUCCAUGGUCCAAGCGUUGCCCUUUCAGUAUGGUGCAAGGAUUUAAUUGGCGUGAUUAUUCGGUGACUCUUGCAUCUCUUGCAUCUUGAAGCACAACAAAGCACAAAAGAUUGUAACCGUGGGCGAGGAGCACAGCGCUGCCGGUUAAUGUGAGCCCACGUUAUUCAAAUGCCACGGCCCCGUGGGAAUCUGCGCCUAUCCCUGGGUGGAAUGGCUAGCUUUUGAUUGGACAAGGGCAUUGUUUUGGUGUUCCCAAAACUCCCGACGUUAGACAAGGACCUCGAUUCAUACGUCACAUACAUCAGAACAAGCAUGACCCGCAGACGAUUCUAAGAGCUUGCAGACGUUAAAACAACGCUCUAAUGAAGGUCCUCGGCAGAGAAAGUCAGCCAGCAACGGAGUUUUAUUACAUGGCGGGACAUCAAGGCCUUCGGUCAGACAAGCAAAGGUCACACGGACGGAGAGGUGCGCUUUUAGAGCCGAGCCGUCCUAUCAUGCCUGGCAGCUUGGUCACGGGUCAUCCAAGGUCAGAAUGGAGGGGAAGAAGAAUGACCCAAGAACAGUUCACUCAUAGGAACAAUGUCCAGAGCACCGAGAAACCUCACGUGUACAAAGUGGGCAUCUACGGCUGGCGGAAACGUUGCCUUUACUUCUUCGUCCUCCUCCUCAUGAUCCUUGUCCUGGUCAACCUCGCGCUCACCAUCUGGAUCCUCAAGGUCAUGAACUUCACCAUAGAUGGCAUGGGUCACUUGAGAAUCACGGAGAGAGGUCUGAAACUAGAAGGUAACUCCGAGUUCCUCCAGCCUCUGUAUGCCAAAGAAAUCCAGUCCAGAUCGGGUAGUCCACUUUUCCUGCAAUCAUCAAAAAACAUCUCCGUCAACAUCCUCAACGGGAAAAACCAACUGGUCUCACAGCUAGUUGCAGGUUCUCACGGAGUUCACGCGCGGGGCAGGAUGCUCGAGGUGAAAUCAAGCACGGGAAAGCUGCUUUUCUCGGCCGACGACCACGAGGUGGUGGUGGGAGCCGAGAGAUUACGAGUCCUGGGGGCAGAGGGUGCAGUCUUCAGUAACUCGGUGGAGACGCCACACGUCAGAGCAGAGCCCUUCAAAGAGCUGCGUUUGGAAUCUCCAACACGUUCCCUGUACAUGGAGGCUCCUAAAGGUGUGCAGAUUCAAGCGGAAGCCGGUGACAUCCAAGCCACCUGCAGAAGCGACCUGCGCCUGGAGUCAAAAGACGGAGAGAUCACUCUGGAUGCUAAGAAGAUCAGACUCCUGCGUCUGCCCGAGGGAAAAGCGUCUCCGUCGGCCACCAGACAGACUGUGUUCGAGGUGUGCGUCUGUCCCAACGGGAAACUCUUCUUAUCACAAGCAGGAACAGCGUCCACCUGCCAGAUCAGCAACAACGUCUGCCUCUAGACACUCUAAACACAUACGCCCACAAAGCUACACACACACACACUGUACAAACACUCACUUACACACACACACACACACUCACACACGUCCAUUUUAACCCCACGGACUGCAAAAUCCGUUCCUCUGAAGACCACGACGAAGAUAAGAACUUCAUUGUGUAAAGAGUUACUUCAGCGCCAAAAAGAAGAACAGCAGAAACGUCACUAACGUGCGCCGGCGUUCACGUCACAACGUGCAUCCGUUUUUCAUUCGUCGAGUAAAGGUGAAGUGGAUUAUAUCACGCGGAGAAAGAAACGUGCCGUGUUGUUUUUUUUUUUCUUUCAGUUUCAGGUCACUUCUUUCAUUUUUGCUACUCGUCCUUCUCCGGUUGCAAUAUUGUCCGAAAACAUCAGAUAAACGUUUAGCGAUUUAAAAAAAAAAAAAAAAAAAAAAAAAAAAAAAAAAAAAAAAGUCACACGGGACACUCUUGACCGGUGGAACUGAUCGUUCCCACAAUCCCUCCCCAAGAGAAAUGAAAAAUAAAAAUCUAAACUGUGCUUGCACAGGGACCGACCUGCUGCACGCUCUCUGUUCGAAGAGGAGAACAGUGCCUGUGCCUUAGCUCAAUGCACUCGUGGAAAGAAGAAGCACAUCUCACGGACCUUUACUUUCAAAAACCUGGACUGGAUUUCCAGUUUAUUUCAUUUUUGUUCCCCCUGAAAAAAAAUAUAUAUAUAUAUAUAUAUAUAUUUUUUUUUUUUCUUCAGUACAAGAAAGAAAAAAAAAAGAAUGCAAAGGAUCCAAAUGACAAUGAUGCCAACUAUACAUCAAAUUACUGAGGCUUUGCUUCUUUACAAAAUUAUAUUUCUUUAAAAAAAAAAUGUAUUAUUAUUAUUAUUAUUAAUUGGCAAAUUUUCUGUUCUGUAAAUCCUCCUGAUUGGCAUAACAUUUAAAAAAAAAAAAAAAAGAUUUUUUAAAAAUUAUAUAUUUAAAUAGAGAUAAUUUGGCCUUUGCGUUCUUCAUUAGAUGUGUGUGUGUGUGUGUGUGUGUGUGUGUGUGUGGGAAAAAGAAGGUUCUACCACUAGGGUUUAUGUAUUUUAUUCUAUUCUUGAUCUUUUAUGAUAAACACCAGUAAACAAACCAGGAAGGUGAACCAAAAAAAAAACUAAUAAUAAUAAUAAUUUAAAUAAUAAAUCAAUUAAAACAUUUUUAAAAAGAGGGGCCUGAAUGACUUUCGGUAUCCUACAGCUCAGUUUUGCGGGUUGUUGCAGCUCUAACGCAUACGAUGUGCAGCUUUCUGUUCUGAGGAUCCACUAAAACGUUCAUAAUGUCCGUACAUGUGUUAUGUGUCAUGUGUGUAAGCUCACUGUGUCCCAGAUUCUUUCAUUCUUUUCAUUAUUUUUUUUUUUUACUUCCAGGCCUUGAUUUACUAAGAUCCAAAAUAACAAGAGCUAAUUUAUAAAUUGCCUGUGGAAAUAUUCGGCUUGUUGCAGGUCACCGAGGGAAUUGCAUCAUAUGCAAAUUAGAUGGGAGGAGUCGAUAUGUAAACGUUUGCAUUCGACUAAAACCCGCAACACAGAAUUCCCGUACUCCGACUCGGAAAAGCCGAAGAAAACGCUCCCUCGAGACCCCGAGUUCGGCAAGUGACAUCAAAUCAAAAUGGCCGCUCAUAGACUCAGCAGUAAACACAGCGAGUUAUACUAUACUAUACUAUACUAUACUAUACUAUAUACACGUAUCAGCUUUAGAUCAAUCAAUACACCGACAUGUUCGCCUGUUAAAUCCUUAACACUGACUCUACAGUUUAGUGUUACCUGGCUAACCUAUUCGCUAACAAAAGACAUCAUGUAAGCGUCCAUGUUUUUUUUUUUUGUUUUAAUUUUAUUUGUUUGUUCGGUCGAAUGCAGCAUUUGCGCACAGAUCUCAAAGGAAGAAAAAAAAAAAAAAAAACAUAUAUACACUCCAAACUCAAGCGUAAUGCUGAGACAGAUUGAAAAAACAUACGAUAUUGCUAAUCCUAUACAGCUAUAAACACAUAUUAUCACGAUAUAGUUCAUGUGAAUGAAAAUCUUUUCAAAGGUUCUGUUGAAAUGUUGGUUAGAAUCUUACACGGUAUGCAGGGAUAACGUCAUCGUCAACGUCCCCCCUGCAAUCUGAGGUCGGAUUCGGAGAAAAUGUCCGAUUAUUCUACUAAGGUAUAAUUUAGAUCGACUUUCUUACAUUAUUACGAUUUAGUAAAUGGUAAUAAAAGCAGAAACGGGCUCCUGUAUAUUUAAUACCUGCUCUUCGUGUGACGAUUUCUUGCGUGCGUGUAAUCGCUGUUCCAAAAGCGAUUUUCAUGUUCAGUAAAUUAAAUUUUUUUUUUU